This is a messenger RNA of Oryza sativa Japonica Group (Japanese rice), 4080 nucleotides long. NCBI's taxonomy places the organism in Eukaryota, Viridiplantae, Streptophyta, Magnoliopsida, Poales, Poaceae. The record is from RefSeq and is a predicted model, not a curated record.
CGGUUAAAUUAGUUCUUAGUUAGUACAUAUUAUUGAUAUGUUGUGUGUUAAAAUAGGUACAAAGGUGUUAUAUUUUAUUUGGAUUAUUAAACUAGUUGUUUGUUACUAAUAGUUGUAAAUUAGUACACGGCAAUAUAGUAUAAGUUGUAAUAGGGUAAUUAUCGAAUGAUUAAAUGAUUAAACGUGAGACUAUUUGUCAUGUUUUAUCAGGAUGUCAGGUGAUAUGCCCAUUCGUCUGUAUUAUGGCGAUGCUCCUAUACAAAUAUGUGAUAGCGGGGUGGAUUUGACUGUAUAUGCCUUCCAUGAUACUAGUCUGAAUGCACCGGAGCAUAUGGGUUUGAACGACGUGUUAGGGUGGUUGUAUAAUAUGUUUGGGGUAGAUCCAGUGCACGAUAAAUUUGUCAUAAGUGCCGUGUGGCCAGUGAGGGGUCAACAUGGAUGGCAGUGGAGAGUAGUGGAGGUUGCGUCAACUGGGAGUUGGAGGAAGUUUGUUAGUAAAGUAAGGGAGAAAGGCUAUAGCCUGGCAAUAGUGGUGCAGAAGACAACAUGUGUUGAUCGAUCGGGGGAGUCAAGUCAUGCCGUGGUGGAAGAAACUCCGUUGGAAGGUGGACAAGCUGAAAAUGUUUGGCAGACUAAGCAAGGUCGAGGGGAAGAAGUAGUAGAGGGUAAUACACAAGGAGAGGUCAUUGUUCGUGGUACUAAUCGUGAGGCCAACGACUUGGACGAUGAAGAACCUGAUUCGCCUAUGCGUGUUGAUGCAGCGAAGGAGAAUGAGGCGGUAGUGGAUCAGAUGGAAGUGGAAAACGAGGAAUACCUUGCGCUUGUAGUGGAAGGAGAAGAUACAACACUGUGGGACAACGAAACCAACAUACCCGAUGAUUGGACGACCAUAUCAAUGAGUCGUAUGAAGGUAAACGAUGGUUUAGAUGCCCACUGGUGUUAUGAUAGUAAGCAGGUGAAAGUUGGACAGAUGUUUCAUGACAAAGGUCACUUACAAGAUGCGGUGAAGAGGUGGGCAUUUGUCCAGAAGCGUGAGUUCAGGGUGAAGGUUUCAAAUAGGACGACGUAUGACGUGAAGUGCAUACAGGGUGGAUGUCCUUGGAGAGUGCAUGGUUACAAGCCACAACAUGACACUUUAUGGGUAGCUUCGAGGGUUGAGCAACAUACGUGUUUGUUGGAGAAUACCCGUCUGGUGCACAGAAACCUGACAGCGGCAUUUGUGGCACAAAUGGUAUAUUCAAAGGUGGUUAGAAAAACAUCUUUGUCCCCUUUCACCAUAAUGCAUGACGUUGAGAAAGAGUACGGAUAUGAGAUAUCGUACGACAAGGCUUGGAGGGCAAAACAGAAAGCAUUGGAGAUGAGGUUUGGAACUUAUGAGGAUUCUUAUCACAAUCUUCCCCCACUAUUGGAGGUGAUGCAGGCAAGAAAUCCGGGCACACACAUGGCUAUUCUCGAUGAGGUGAAUGAAUAUGGGGAGAAUGUUCUUCGUCGGGCUUUCUGGUCAUUUGGGUGCAUGAUAGAGGCCUUUAGAAAUUGCAUUCCUUUGCUCUGUGUUGAUGGCACUUUCAUGACAAGCAAGUACAGAGGAACAAUUCUAACCGCGAUCGGAGUCGACGCGGAUAGCCAUGUCGUUCCUAUUGCUUUUGCAUUUGUUGAAAGCGAGAACACAUCAAGCUGGCUAUGGUUUUUGCGGCACAUUAAAAUGUGUGUUGUUGAAAACAGACCAAAUGUGUGUGUUCUGCAUGACCGACACGCCGGUUUGCUAUCAGCGAUACAGAAGCUUCAAGAAGAUGUCACACAGUCCGUGCCAUGGCCAGAUUUACAUAGCAGAUGAUGCAUGCGACAUUUUGGGGCUAAUUUUUAUAGACAAUUCAGGAGUAAGAGAUUGAUGGACCUGUUCAAGAAGUUAUGCAAGCAGAAUCAACAAAGAAAGUUUGAUGCCAUAUGGGAUCAACUGGAUCGUUUGACCACUACACACAUGGAAGAGGUUAGGAAAAAACCUAUAGUUGCCAGACAGGAGGAGCCGGAGGGACUUGAACCCAUUCCUAAUGAAGCACCAAGUAUUACUCGGCGCAGGAAGCGUGGAAGGGUCACGAAGUGCUUCACGGAGUGGGUAGAAUUUGAGCCAAGGGAGAAAUGGUCGUUGUUGUACGAUACAGAUGGAUCGAGGUAUGGUGUGAUGACAACAAAUCUUGCUGAAGUGUAUAACUGGGUUAUGAAGAAUACACGACCUCUACCACUUGUUGCUAUCCUGGAGGGCAUCACGAGGGGUACACAGAAGUAUCUCUGUAAAAGGUAUUCCAUGGCUAGUCUGAACCUCAGCAAACCCAGUGUUAAGUAUAGCCCCGCUAUUACACAGUACAUGGAUGAGAAAAGUAAGAAGGGAGGAAUCCACAGAGUGUGGCCUGCUGGGAAUACAGAGUUGUUAUUUGAGAUACGACUUCGUGACAAGAGUGGUGUCGGCAUUGGGACUACUGACAUCACAUUGGAAUGCACGUUGUGGCCAGAGUAUCACGCUUGCAAAUGCAAUUGCAACAAGCCUUACCUGUUACAUCGGCCAUGUUCCCAUGUUCUUGCUGCUUCCGCAAAAGGGGGUGUUGAUGGAAACAUUUUUGUUUCUCCCUACUUUAGAAAGGAAUCGUGGGAGGCAACUUGGCGUGGUGAAUUGCGUGGUUGGCGUGCCGUGUGCGAUUUCACUCGUCCUCCUCCAGGGCAAACCAAUUGGGUUCCUGACUCAAAUUUAUUAGUUGAUACUAAGGGUCAUCGCCAGUCGCGCAGGAUCAAGAACCUUAUGGAUGAAGCUGGAGUGAAAGAUCGUUCUCGUCGUAAGAAAGCUUGCAUUCUUUGCGGGGAGAACCAUUCCCGUAAAGAUUGCAGCAUGUACAAUGUAGGGCAAGAUGCCACAGGCGCUGAUGUUCGUCGCGUUCCAAAGGGGAAGUCGAAGAAGAAAAAUAAUCCUUAGUUCGCUAUUAUCCUUGGUGGACUCCCUACUUUGAAGAUCGUUAUCGUUCAAUUUACGUUUAUUGCGUCUAUAAUUUUAAUUUGAACUUUCUUGCACUUUUAUUACCCGAAUCUAUUUGUAAUGGCCUUGUAAUUUUCAUUUUGAACUGCACUGCACUUUUAAUAUCGUCAUGUAUUUGUAUUGGAAUUGUAAUUUAAAUUUCGAACUGCACUGCACUUGUAAUAUCAUAAUAUAUGUGUCGUGGGCUUGUAAUUUUAAAUUGAAAUGUACUGAACUGUUCUUAUCUGUAUCUAUGUGUGCUGGUACUGUAAUAUCUGUAUCUACAUCGUGUCUACACUCAGUUUGUAGCUGACUUUGAUCAGCUUACGCCUGACCGUGUUCGGUGGACUCCCUACACUCAGCACGAUGUCAAUGAUCGUGCACCGCACGGUCUCGCGGAUCUUUGCACGCGAGAUAUGCAACUCUGGAUGACGACUUGUCACCUCGUGGUGGACGUGCACGUCGAGCCACACAAUGUCCACAGGGUUCUCAAACAGUUGGGCAUGUAUCAGGACUUCCCUCCGAGAGAUGGUCGUCCUUUGGCUGAUAGUCUUCAUAGGUACUCCAGAAAGGGGCUCGGGCUUUCCUACGAGCUAGUUAUUGUGACCACGGUUCAGCCGACGAUACAAGAGUGGGAGCACGCAGCUGAUAACUUGGCACUUCAGACACCUCCAGACGAUGGGAGUUAUUAUGGAGCUUACCUUCGUUGGUACCGCAGUGUUACACGAUGGAGGUGUUUUCCUCCACAAGGAGAUAGCACCGUCCCCCACCAGGCAGCGAUUACUGACACGUUUGCCCCUCAGCCUAGAUCAGCUUACAACUCAAUGGUACGUGUUUAUUUGUGGAAUUUGAGCAACUAGUUCAAUAUUUUUAAAAAGUUAGCAAGUAGUUCAGUAUGUCUAAUAAAUGUGCAAUUGGUUCAACUAGUUCCUUUUCUUACAUAAAUGUGGAACUAGUUCAGUAUUUAUAAAUGAUGUGCAACUGGUUCAUUAUUUCUAACAAAUGUGCAUCUUGUUAAAUACUCUUAAUAAAUGUGCAACUGGUUAAAUAAUUUUAAUUGCCUUGAUUAUUUGUGGAAC